Molecule: messenger RNA, 993 nt
Organism: Lasiosphaeria miniovina
Lineage: Eukaryota; Fungi; Ascomycota; Sordariomycetes; Sordariales; Lasiosphaeriaceae
Product: MAGE family-domain-containing protein
Exons: 3
Coding region: 1-993 (330 amino acids)
Biological process (GO): DNA repair
Cellular component (GO): nucleus
Source: RefSeq, a predicted model, not a curated record
AUGCCCCCCCAACGGCGACGACGGGCGGCAGUCCCAGACGACGAAGAUGAAGAGAUGCCGAUGCAGGCUGAGAGCCCCGACGGUGGCGACUCGGACGGUGGCGACCCGAUGGAGGGUAUUGAGCGGGCCGAGUCGAGCCAGCUUAUCAAGAAGCUUGUGCGCUACGCCCUCGCCUGCGAGUACUCGCGGACACCCAUCCGCCGCGACGGGAUCAAGGAAAAAGUACUUGGGCCCCAGGGAAGGGAGUUCAAGAAAGUGUUUGCCGGGGCGCAGAAGCAGCUUAGGGCCGCGUUCGGUAUGGAGAUGAUAGAGCUGCCAGCGAGGGACAGGAACCUCUUGACUGCCGAUCAAAAGCGAAAAGCGGCCAAAUCACAAAACCACAAAGAGCCAUCAUCAAACUCAUACAUGCUCGUUUCGGUCUUGCCCGAAGAUUAUCGGGCCCCGGCUAUCAUUGCGCCCUCCAAAGUGCAAUCCGCGGACGGUGAAGCCUCGUACGUGGGGCUGUACUCUCUUAUCAUCGCAAUAAUCACACUGAGCGGAGGGGAGCUCAGCGACCCGCGUUUUCGGAGACACCUCGCGCGGCUCAAUGCUACCGAGAACAUGCCCAGUCUUAACCCAAACAAUGAGAACGCGCCAAACGAGAAAACCGAGGUCGUGCUGCAGCGGAUGAUCAGGCAAGGAUAUCUCGUGAGAGUGACGGAAGCGAGGACGCAGGACGACGAGGACUCGACGACCUGGCACGUUGGGCCGCGCGGCAAGAAGGAGGUCGACGGCGAGUCGGUUGCGUCAUUGGUCAGAACAAUAUACGGCGGAUCGACCGAUGAGCUGGAGAAGAAGCUGCAAGCGAGCCUGAAGGUUAAGGACCGGAAGACAAAUGUGGCAGCCGUCAUCGAGGACGAGGAAGUCCCGCAGGUGGCGCCCGCUGCGGCCGGGCCAAGCUCGAGACGGAGGAGUAGAAGGAGACCGGCAUCCGAGGAAGACGACAACGAGUGA